Messenger RNA from Balearica regulorum gibbericeps (East African grey crowned-crane), 1141 nucleotides. Its product is annotated as acyl-coenzyme A thioesterase 5-like. Gene Ontology annotation, biological process: acyl-CoA metabolic process; fatty acid metabolic process. The record is from RefSeq and is a predicted model, not a curated record. Lineage: Eukaryota; Metazoa; Chordata; Aves; Gruiformes; Gruidae. Gene Ontology annotation, molecular function: fatty acyl-CoA hydrolase activity.
GGCACCCCGAUGAAGGUGGAGAUGUUGGUCCACCAGGGCCACAGCCUGCCCGGCGCCAUCCCCGGGCCAGUGGUGGCCAAGGCCGAGGUGGAGAGAUGGUUCACGGCCCCCGGCGUGCGGAGAAUCCGGCUGAAGGAGGGAGGCGUAAGGGGCUCCCUCUUCCUGCCGCCGGGGGAUGGCCCCUUUCCUGGAGUGAUUGACAUGUUCGGUGAUGAAGGAGGUUUGAUUGAAUUUAGAUCCAGCCUCCUGGCUACCCGUGGUUUUGCUGCUCUUUCUCUGCCAUAUUUUGACUUUGAAGAUCUGCCUAAGGUCAUGAAAGAAUUCAAACUUGAGUACUUUGAGGAGGCAGCUAGAUUCCUACAGCGUCACCCAAAGGUGAAGGGACCAGGAGUUGGAGUGAUUGGGACUGGGAAAGGGGCAGAAUUAGCACUCUCCAUGAUCACCUUCCUGCCAGAAGUAGUGGCUGCUGUCUGCAUCUCUGGCUGUAGUGCAAACACAGUUGCAGACCUCCAUUAUGGUGAGAUGACUCUGCCUGGGCUGCGUUUUGAUAUGAAUAAGGUCAGUGUUUCCGACGCUGGUGUAUUUGACACCUUUGAAGCUCUGGAUGACCCAACGAAUCCUGCUAAUUCUCCUUGCACGAUCCCCAUUGAAAGAGUGGAAGGUCACUUUCUCCUAGUGGUAGGGGAAGAUGAUCGUAUGUGGAAGAGCCCCUUAUAUGCUCAGCUGGCAAUCGGGCGUUUACGCCAGCAUGGGAAAGAAAACUUUGAACUCUUGAGUUAUCCAGGAGCAGGUCACCGAAUCGAUCCUCCUUCUACUCCAUUUUGUCAGGUAGCUAUGGAUCGUGUUCUGGGGGUGCCUGUUCUGGGGGGUGGAGAGAGCAAAGCACAUGCCCAUGCACAGGAACAUUCCUGGGGAAAGAUUCAGGAGUUUCUGCACUUGCAUUUGGGAUGAACACUUAAGCACCUGCAAAUUGCUGCAGAACUCAGAGGACUGAGCUUGAGCCACCAAAAUGACUGGCGAAUUGGAGGGACUGACUGAGAAAAGCUUUGAAAUAACCAAAUGACUAUGUAGCUACAAGUAUAAACCCAAAAAGAAAGGGAUUUAUUUGGACAGUUAUUUUGACUAGGUACACAGAGGAGAA